Messenger RNA from Caenorhabditis remanei, 1389 nucleotides. RefSeq lists its product as uncharacterized. The transcript has 5 exons. Bases 1 to 1389 code for a protein of 462 amino acids. Gene Ontology annotation, molecular function: histone deacetylase activity. NCBI's taxonomy places the organism in Eukaryota, Metazoa, Nematoda, Chromadorea, Rhabditida, Rhabditidae. The record is from RefSeq and is a predicted model, not a curated record.
AUGAACUCGAAUGGUCCGUUGCAAGAGCACGGAAAGCGGCGAGUCGCUUACUAUUAUGACUCGAACAUUGGUAACUACUACUACGGUCAAGGACACGUCAUGAAGCCUCAUCGUAUUCGUAUGACUCACCAUCUCGUCUUAAACUACGGUCUCUACCGUCAUUUGGAGAUUUUCCGUCCAUUCCCAGCUUCUUUCGAAGAUAUGACUCGUUUCCACAGUGAUGAGUACAUGACAUUCUUGAAAAGCGCCAACCCGGAUAAUCUGAAAUCGUUCAAUAAGCAGAUGUUGAAAUUCAACGUCGGAGAGGACUGUCCAUUGUUCGAUGGACUCUAUGAGUUCUGUCAACUCAGUUCAGGUGGUUCCCUCGCAGCUGCCACUAAGCUCAAUAAACAAAAGGUUGACAUCGCAAUCAACUGGAUGGGAGGUCUUCAUCACGCCAAAAAAAGCGAGGCUUCUGGAUUCUGCUAUACCAACGACAUCGUUCUUGGUAUUCUCGAGCUUCUCAAAUAUCACAAACGUGUUCUCUACGUCGACAUCGAUGUUCACCACGGAGAUGGUGUUGAGGAAGCUUUUUACACUACCGACCGUGUGAUGACUGUCUCCUUCCACAAGUAUGGAGAUUUCUUCCCAGGAACCGGAGAUCUCAAGGAUAUCGGAGCAGGAAAAGGAAAGCUCUAUUCGGUGAACGUUCCACUUCGUGAUGGAAUCACUGAUGCUUCUUAUCAAAGCAUUUUCAAGCCAGUCAUGGCCAAAGUAAUGGAACGUUUCGAUCCUUGCGCCGUCGUUCUCCAAUGCGGAGCUGAUUCAUUGAAUGGAGACAGACUCGGACCAUUCAACCUCACUUUGAAGGGUCACGGAGAAUGUGCACGCUUCUUCCGAUCCUACAACGUUCCAUUGAUGAUGCUUGGUGGCGGAGGAUACACACCGCGUAACGUUGCACGUUGUUGGACUUACGAGACAUCGGUUGCUGUUGACAAAGAAGUUCCAAACGAGUUGCCAUACAAUGACUACUUUGAGUAUUUCGGACCACGCUAUCUUCUUCACAUCGAUGCAGCGAACACUGCCAACGAGAAUAAUGCAGAUAUGUUAGACAAACUACAGGCGGAUGUUAUUGCAAAUCUUGAAAAGCUUGCAUUCGUACCAAGUGUUCAGAUGAGACCAAUCCCGGAUGACGCACUCUCCGGUAUGAACGACGACUCGCUUCUCCUCGAUCAUGCGAAUCCGGACAGACUUUUGCCAUCUGCUGUUACAGAUAGGAUGGUUCAACAUGAAGGAGAUUUCUACGAUGGAGAGCGUGUUGGAGAUGAUCGUAGGAACGAGAGCGAUGCAAAGAGAGCAGCUGAACACGAUGAAAAUAGUGUUGAAGAGAAAAGGCAUAGAAUGGAGUGA